AGUCUCUUUAAAAGGCCCUCGAGAAAAAUCUCCGCGUCACCACCAAGCACGUCCCCGUUCCAUUACAACAAAAGAUCGUGCUAGUAAGCAAUACGCUCAAUUUGAGUUUGAGGUCGAUUUCUGGAGCAUUCGAGUUCUUUUCCAGUAAACUUUUCAGGUUUAAGCGCGGAUUGAUGGCAGAGCUGCUGUAGAUUUGGAGCAUUUUGGGGUUGGUUUUUUGCGAUUUGAGGAUCGAAUCGGGCUGGUACAACCGCGCUCACGUGCAUAUAUAAGGCGAAUUGGCGGUUUGUUGGCUACAAUUGUUCGGUUCUUAUCUUGAAGGGUGGUGCGAAUUGGAGGAUUCUUCCCGAAUCGAGAAGGUGUAGGCCAAAUUCGCAAGGAAGCUGCAGCUAUCCGCGUGAGAAGGCUGCCUCUCACAAAUUCUCGGUCGGUGCCAUCCCGGCGGUGGACUGCUUUUGGGCUUCUUCGAAGGUUCGUAUCUUUUGGCUCAGGAGAAAGUGGUUCUGAAGGCCUCGGGCUUCUCAUCCCCAAUUCGAUCCGUUCCCGAGACGGUGAUUGGGUCAUAGAUGGGGACGGGGUCGAGCAUCCUGGGCGCGGAUGGAGAGUGGGGGGAGACGUCCCUCGGCGACAUGCCGGAGAGCUGCGUGGCGGCGGUACUCCUCUACCUCGACCCGCCGGAGAUCUGCCAGGUGGCCCGUCUCAACAGCGCCUUCCGCGGCGCCGCCUCGGCGGACUGCGUCUGGGCCGCCAAGCUUCCCGCCAACUACCGUUACCUUGCGGCCCUAGCCGCGGCCGCCGAUGACGAGGGCUGUGGCGAUGGAGAUGCCAGCGGCAAGCGCUUGACCAAGAAGGAGAUUUACGCUCGUCUGUGCCGAUCCACUUUCUUUGAUGCCGGCAGAAAGGAAUUCUGGAUUCUGAAGAACAAGGGAGCCCUUUGCAUGAGUAUAUCAUCAAAGGCAAUGACUAUUACCGGGAUAGAUGAUCGGAGGUACUGGAGCCACCUCGCUACAGAGGAAUCAAGAUUCCAUACUGUUGCCUAUCUCCAGCAGAUUUGGUGGCUCGAGGUAGAUGGGGAGCUUGAGUUCUGCUUUCCUGCUGGUGCCUACAGCCUUUUUUUUCAUCUUCACCUGGGUCGACCCUAUAGGCGCAUGGGUCGUUGGCUUUGUGGAACUGAGCAUGUUCAUGGUUGGGAUGUCACGCCCACACGGUUCCAGCUCACGACCUCUGAUGAGCAGCAGGCGACAUCCGAAUAUUAUCUGCAUCUACAUGAACAAGGGGGCUGGAAGCUUUACCAUGUUGGUGAUUUUGUCAUAUCAAAUUCCGAUGAGCCCAUGAAACUCAAGUUCUCAAUGAUGCAGAUCGAUUGCACACAUAUGAAAGGCGGCUUGUGCGUUGACUCCGUGUUUAUAUAUCCUAAAGGGUACAAGCCUGAGAAGGCGAACAUAGUCUGCACCUAGUUCGGCAAAGUUGGCCUUGUACCUCUCCUGCAUGAUGAAACAAGAGGCAAUUCAAAUGUGGAUGGCUAGCCUUUUUCCUGGCGAUCCUUACCUGAAAGCCCAUUGUACAUUCUUUUUGUUUUUUCCCUUCAUUCUGGUAGUUUUGCAUGAAUGUAAGGUCUUUCUUGUUUUUUUUUGGGUAGUGUUAGUUAAACAGGUGGAGAAUAGGGGAUUUAGAAACAGGUCAAGUGAAGUAAGUCUUGAGUCAUUGAGGCGGUAGAUUGCCAUACAGCAAUAAUAAUGUUCGGCGAGCUGGAUUGAUUUUUUUUCUCUCCCUGUCCUGAGGCCAGAAAACAUUCAGUAUCUGUUAUCAUCGGUGUCUUCAGAGGCUAAAAGUCCAUUUUGUGUAGACUGACGCGUGUGGUCUGUUUUGAAUACAAUGUGUGAUUGAUAUGUUACAAGGCGAUUCUUUCAGUUCGCAAUUUGACAGUUA
This is a messenger RNA of Zea mays, 1929 nucleotides long. RefSeq names its product F-box protein PP2-A13-like. Bases 567 to 1457 code for a protein of 296 amino acids. Gene Ontology annotation, molecular function: protein binding. The transcript is spliced from 3 exons. The record is from RefSeq and is marked validated. Lineage: Eukaryota; Viridiplantae; Streptophyta; Magnoliopsida; Poales; Poaceae.